GAUCAUUUUAAUCCAAAAUAAAAUAAAAUUAGCGAGUUAGAGAUGUCUUUUAUGUUGUGUUGAGAUAUAUAUUCUCAAAAUUUAAGAUCACUUUUUAAACCAACUUUCCAUAGCCAAACGAGUUGCAAAUCUCUUGCUUCACAAUGACAUCUUACCAUGUUUCUCAUGAGUCUUAUCAACCACCAGGCCCGUCGCCACUAUACCAACCGGUAAUGGAGGCUCCACCUCCGCCGUAUCCACCAACAAGGACGAGGUUUCAAGACUACUACAGUGGCUACGGUCAGCUGCAUCCACCGCCACUGCGUCCAUAUAGAUCAGAUGAAUACUAUGGAGAAAGAGAAUAUGAGGGUUGCUUUCCUUUUAUCAGAAGCUGUUUGGCAACGCUAUGUUGUUGCUGGUUCGUGGAACAGUGUUGCUUUCCACGUCGUUACUAAUUUUUAUAUGAGAGAGCCACUCUCUAUGAUAUGAUCUACUUUUGGUUUUGGUCCUCUUUUAUGUGUUGUUGUAUUCUGCGAAUUAGAGUUCUUGUAUUGUUUAUGAAACAUGCAUGGACUUAUGAUUUGAGAAAAGAAAAAAAAAGUGUUUUUGAGUAGUUAUCGCAUCUAUUUGGAGAUCAAUAUAUAUUUCUCUGGGGGUCGUUUGAUAUCUUCA
Messenger RNA from Thlaspi arvense, 651 nucleotides. The record is from the annotation of a GenBank genome assembly. NCBI's taxonomy places the organism in Eukaryota, Viridiplantae, Streptophyta, Magnoliopsida, Brassicales, Brassicaceae.